UCGUGCCGUGCACUUUGUGAAACGGAGAAUAUUUGUAACUCAAAACGUAAGAGGGAGAGGCCGCGAGAGUGUGCGACAGAGAGGCAGUGUAAAUCUGUGCGUGUACGAGAAAUCGAUAACAGCAGCUGAAGUGGCUAAAGAAGAAGAAGAAGAAGCAGCAGAGUAGUCGAAAGCGCGUGUGUGUCGGUGUCGGCAAAUGGAUUUGUCUUAAUGGAAAACCCAAACAGAAAAUGAUCUGGAGGCAAAAUCUUAAAAAAACGACGCAAUUGUUUUAAGACACCCAAAAAAGAGGCUACUAAGAGUUAGGAUUGGCAAAUAGACUGGAAGAUGCACCUGCAAAUCACGCACAAAACCGUAGAACCAGAGGCGACACACACCGACAUGGAUUCCGCAUCCCCAGCAUCUCGAGAUGUUCGGCAGUUCCACGAUCUGAUAACCUGUCGACUUUGUCGCGGUUACAUGAUCGACCCAACCACAGUGGAUUAUUGCUAUCACACCUAUUGUCGCAGUUGCAUACUAAAACAUCUGCUGAGGACAGUUUACUGUCCGGAUUGCAAGGCAAGUGGCGGCAAGGAGAUCAGCGAAAUCAAUCUUAAAUCGGAUGAUACCUUACGAUCGCUGAUCUUUAAGCUAGUUCCGGGCCUCUAUCAAAGGGAGUGCAAAGAAUUGGCGGAUUUCGAGGAGCAACAUGAGGACUUGAUGGAUGAACAAAUGCCCAACGAACAGGAGUUCUUCACCUCCACGGAACUUGUGAGCUUAUCCCUCGAAUACCAUCCCGCCAUGCUGCAUCAAUGUGGCGCUGGCGAGGUGCCACCCAUUAUUUAUCUGCAAUGUGCCGCUGGAUUGCAGGUGGAGUUGCUAAAGCGCUUCCUCUGCACCAAGUACAACAUCGAGGCAGAGAACAAGUUGGUUGAGGUGGAGGUGACCUACGAGGACGAGGUGUUGCCCUCCAAUUUUACGCUGAUGGAUGUUGGCUACUGUUACAACUGGAGUCGGCAAUCGCCCAUGGCCUUCUGCUACCGCAUUUUGCUGUACGAGAGCGAGCGAGCAAAAAACGAUGAGAACAACCUAUCCAGGAUUAACCAGGACAUUGAACCGGAGCACUCGAUGCGUCGCUCCAAGUCGGCCAAAUCGGUGACUUUUGCCGAGGACCUGGAAUCGGAAAUGGAUUCCGGUUCGGCGCGUUCCAAGGCGCGAAGUAAGACCUCGCCAAAGGUUUCACCCUCCUCCUCCUCCUCCGCGAAGAAUAAGCGUGUGGCGACGAGCAAACGGGAACCGGAACCGGAGUGUCCGGUUAGCACCUUCAAGAGUCUUCGCAGCAAUGAUAUGCGCUACAGUGAUUAUGCCGUAUCCAAGGUUAAGAGUGAACCGGAACAGGAUGUGCCGCCAAGGGAACUGGAUCAAGUGCCCCUGGUGGCCAACACGAACAUAGUGGUCAGCAUUCCACCCUCGCAAUUGGGCAAAUCCUACGGCGAUGCUGAGGAUUUCGAGCUGAAGACAGCAAAUCGAAAGGGUGUGGGUGUGGGUGUGGGUGUGGGCCAUUUGCCCAAGCUGAAGAUCGAACUAAAUAGCAUGAAGAGUAAGUUGAGUAUGCCAAUGUCGGCUGGUCCGCGACUGGAGGAUACCGGCUCCUCGCAACAACUCGAUCUGGAGACCUAUGCCAAGAACAUUGGCCUCAAACCGAUUGAGCAGCCGACAGUUCAAGGUGUUUCCACGCCCGACAGCAAAUUCAGUCCCAAUGCAUCGCCCAUGUCCUCGUGCUCCAGUUCGACCAAUGGUUCCAGCUGUAGUCUGGGCACUGCCGAUGCCAGUACCUCGACGUCCACCACCAGCAGUUCACAUCGCAAGCGCAAAAAGAAGCACUCCAAGGAGCCAAAGGAUGCGAAUGGCAAGCGCAAGAAGUUGCAUGCGGAGAUCUCCUCGCAAACGGAUGGCAAAAUGAAGGUGAAGAUCACGGCCAAACCGAAUCACAAGUUUGACCUGAAGAGGUCUCAUUCGCUGGCCAGUGGAGAGUUGGCUCUGCAGCAGCUGAAAUUGGAUGGUACUACCAGCACUUCGGAGGCACUUAAUCGCACUUUGGGCGAAGAGGCAAGAAGUAUCAGUAGCUUGGUGGUGGGUGGAGCACCCACGCCUCCGCCCACGCCCACAACGGAACCAGCGGAGCAGCAGCAGCAGCAGCAACAACAACAACAACAACCGCUGAUGAUGGCAAAGUGCAAGGACAUUAACUUGCCCACAUCGCCACCUUUGCCGCCCAGUUUGUUCAAGGCCUUUACGCCCAGCACAACGCCAUCUCCCCCAGCAACAGUGGCGGGAAAACCCAAACAGCAGCAGCAUCAGCAUCAGCAGCAGCAUCAGCAGCAGCAUCAGCAGCAUCAGCAGCAGCAGCAGCAUCAGCAGCAGCAGCAGCCGCAUCAUCAUCAUCAGCAAACGCCACAGCAACAUCAAGUUGUGGCACAGCAAAACCAAGCUAAAACGAACCCCGCCAAACCGCCGCUAAGCAGCAACAACCAACGCAAGCCAUCAUCGAUGGCCGGUGGACACUUUGUGGUGCCACAAGCACCCACCAACCGGAAUAUGUACAACAUGCAACGCUACCUGUCCACACCCAGUUCGAUAGCCAGUUCGGCCAACAAGCAGCCAAAGCGAUCGCUCUCCCUGGACGAAUCGCAUCCGGCCAAGCAGGCGAGAUUAAACCAGGCCCAGGCGAUGGCCAGCUAUACGGCCAAGUUGCACAUGCAGAACAAUAACCAGUCGGCCAAAUCACAGGCGGCCGCCUUUUUACCCAAUCCACAAAUGAGAUCAUAUGGCCCCGAAAUGGGCAAUAAGCCAGUGCUGCCGUUUUUAUGCCCCGCCAAUUUGAGUUUAUCCCUGCCGAGCACGGCCCAAGUGACGAUUACGCCCAGGCCGAGAGCCACGACGGCGGCCUACUCCUUUCCCGAGCCCAAUAGCCAUGUGCCUGCCCUGGAAAUAGUCCGAUUGCCAGCGAGUAAACAGACAGCAGCAGGAGGAGCAGCAGGAGGAGCAGCAGGAGCAGGAGGAGGAGGAGGCGGAGGUGGUGGUGGUGGUGGUGGGAAAAUGCCAACGCAAAUGCCGCCUCUCAGUCCGCCGGCAAGUUCGGGUGGCCGCCUAAUGGGACCACCAGCGGCUUUGCCCAAACAACAACAAGGACACGGAGCAGCGGCCAAGAGGAGCAGCCAGAGCCAGUCGCCGCCAAUGCCACUGCCGAUGACCACGAUUCCAGCGAUUGUCAAGUCGCCGCCGCUGUCAGUUGCGCUUAGUUGCGGGCAAAGGACACAGCCCAGCAAAAGUCACUCCACAAGCAACUCCACAAGCAACUCCACAUCGAACACCAACUCCAAUGCUUAUCGCACAUCACCGCCUGCAUUAAUAAAUCUGCGCAAUACAGCCGCUCCACACUCGUUUCCAUCAAAGUCGAACGCUAAGGUAGAAGCCAAUUCAAAGAAAUCCCCGCCAGCAGCUGGCUGCCAAAGCCAAAGUAAAGCCAAUGGCACCGUCGCAUUGGACAAGUCGUUGAAAACGAGUUUGCGCGAGUUUCGGCCAGCAGUAACCACUCCACCAGCAGCAACGGGAGCAACCGCAGCAUUAGUCAAGGAUGCCGACAUACUUGAUUUAUCAGCUAACCCGGGCAGGAAUAGCAAUAGCAACAGCACUACCGCCAAAUUGGCGCCCACAUCACCGCCCGCGGGUAACAAUAAUGCAACAGCAACAACCACUAGCAGCAGCAGCAGCAGCAGCAGCAGCAGCAGCAGCAGCAGCAACAACAGCCUGGAGGCAGCCUUAAACAAAAUCAAACAGAAUAUAUCCGCCAACAGCAAUGGUGGACCAACGACCACAGCAGUCAGUUCGAAUGGAAACAGCAUUAACAGCAGCGGAAUCAGCAGCAGCAUAAGCGGCAGCAACGGCGAUGAUCUACAGAAUUUGCAAAUGCUUUCGGAAUCGGCAACGGCCAGGGAAAAGAUCUCCAUAAAGGCAGCAGCAGCAGCCGGCAGCAGUAGUAGUAGCAGUAGUGGUACUAGCAGCAGCAAGCCCAAGAAUGCCAAUGCGUUGGUGAGACCCCAGAAUGCCUCGGUUAGGAGCAUACCCAAUCCCUCGGCUCUGGCCUUUCGCAAUCAGCCUGCGGCAGCAGCAGCAGCAGCAGCAACAACAACAACAACAACAACAACAACAAUGCCAGCAGCGGCUCUAAGCAAACCGCUAACUGUGCGGGCCGAGGAGAAGCCCAAAUUGUCCGCUACCAAUAAUCCCGGUUCGCUCAGUCCCACCAGCAGCGGCAGUAGCAGCAACACUAAUAGCCACACUGGAUGCAGUGCAGCCACAUCGCCGCGGGCAAUGACCAAGAAACCGACGACCAUUGAUCAAGUGGCAGCCAAUUUGAAUAUACGUGCCGAGGCCAAGGCCGCUGCCCUCGCCGAAGAGGCGCCACCCGUUCUCAGUUGCAAUGCGGCCAAAUCACCGGAAUUGGCCAAAACGACGACGGCGGCCACAAUCGGAGGAUCACGGACGGAGCCCAAGGAGACGGCCAUCACCGUUUCGGCGGCCAGCACUCUGCUGCCCAUGCCCUCCGGCGUUUCCGGUGUGUCCGGCGUUCCCGAAUCGCUGUCCAAGCCGCCCGUCCAGAUUGCCAACGCUCCGGUGGCGAGUUCCGCUUAGUCACAAGCGUUUCUUUGGCUGUGCGGAACGCAAAUGUAUCUUGUGGCGCCGCUGGAGAAUCUACAGAAUACCGACAACAACUGAAGGUGAUGAAAACCGAACGGAUCAACAACAAAACCAAAACGAUAGAAAUGAAAAACACCAGCAACACCUGCAGCACAAGCUUACCAACCUCGCUCCCGAAGAAAAAGUGCAAUUUAAUUAAUCAGUAGAUUGAUCGUAAGCCUUAGAACUAACCCGAAAUACACUCAACGCUAAGCAAUAUAUACACAGGCCAACAGAAUAUACAUAAGUAUCUGCUUUGGUUAGGGAAACCGCAUCAUUUGCAUAUGUACAUAUAUGCAAACAUUUGCAAUCGAAUUAGUACGCGACUAAAUAAAUAAUCCAAGCAAAUUUCAAAAAUGCCAGCAACAAAAUUAAAUUCAUUAAUUAAUAAUCCAAGAGUGACAGGGACAGAGAGACAGAGAGACAGAGAGAGAGAGAGAGAGAGAGGGAAAGAGGCGAGGAGGAGACUAAUAAUCAAAAGCGCUGGCGUUCGCUGGCAUUUUCGAAAGCAGUCGAAGGCAGCAACAAAAUUAAUUAUAAAAUAUCAACAGCAAAUAUGUGUUAAACCGAGAUAAGGUCAAACACACAAACAAACACAUGCCUUUAAUAGAUAGAUCUUCGGUUGGCAUUUUACUUUUUGGGGGAAAGUCAAAACAAAACCAAACAAAUAACAAAAAAAAAUUAUAUAGCAAAUUAUUUUAAAAUGGGCGAUAGUAAAACUGAAAACAAAAAAAAAAAUCACAAACUGAUAGGGGGAAAAAAAAAAGGAAAAUCGCAUCAGGAAUAUUUGAUUACAAACUGAGUGCCGAAAGUGUUUGGCCCACACCCUUUCGGAAAAACUGCCACGAAGUGUGAAAAUUCGGAAGUGGUGGUGGUGUCGGCGUUGGCUAGAUUGUUCAGACGGGAAAUACACUCGCACAUAGCACGAAAGAUACAGCCAGCCCGAUACCCGAUACACACUCACGUUCUUCAUCGGGGCGAUAAAAUUUUAACGAUUUUGCGCCGCUUUGAGCGAGCGUGUCAGGCAUAAAGAUACAAAACAAUACUUGGGCAUAUAAACAAAAGCAAACAGCAACGGAAUAAUGAAAAUAACAAAUAACUCGCACUGGCAUAACACACAUGCGUAUAUAUUUAUAUACAUAUACCCAAAUAAUAUAUAUCUUGUAGAUACUUUUUCGUAUUAGUUGUUUAAGCGAGUUACGUUUAAUUGCAGCACGAACUUUGUACAUAAAUUUCAAAAUCGAAGCCAGGCAAAAAAAAAAAAAAAACAAAAAGCACUCCAGCACUUGGAAAUGAAUUUUAAUUUUUAGAGCUUCGACCAAAUGAAAUACUUUAUAUAUAUAUACAUAUAUAUAUACACGAACACGCAUUAUACAGAUAUCGAUAUACUCCUUCUUAUAUUUACGAUAUUCGUACACUCGAAAAAAGGCUUUAGGUUUUCGUACUUUUAUUCUCUUCUUGCUCUUAGCUGAUAUUUUUUGUUUUGUUAAUUAUACAUAUAUUGUCUGUACAUAUUCUAAGCGAAGAAACAAAAAGAUGAAUUACAAAGUUUAUGAGGGAGGAAGUUAAAAAAACACUAAAUUGUAUGAGUUUCAUAGAGGAAUAGCUGGAUUGUAGAAUGGUGGUAGAGCCAACCCUUGAUUUAUCCGUAUCUUUUAGCAACCCCCUGCUCGUGGGCAGCAUCCCUCGUGAUCGGCACGAAAAAUUAACAUAAUUUCCAGGCAAUCAAACAAAUUGAAAGGCCUCGGAUCGACCUCCAGCUAUUCCAAACACUUUGGCUCGACUCCUGAUUGUUGUAUAUUUAUUUAUUUCUAUUAUUGAUAUAUAUACAAAUAUAUAUAUAUAUAUAUAUUUAUAUCUAGUUGUAUAUUUGAAGGCUUUGAUCGGAACGCUCGACUUAUUUAAGCGGAUAUUGUACUGUUCGGACACCUUAACUAAAUAAACCUAUGAAUACUUAAAAUAUAUAAAGCAUAUAUGUUUAAAAAUCUGAUUGUAUGCACGUCUGUAUGUAAUAUUGUUAGAAAACUCUCGAAAUGUAAUCCAAAACAAACACACACACACAUACACACCCCUCACACACUAAGUUAAAUUAGCUGAUUUUGGAAAACAAUAAAAACAUGAAAAUGGAACACAAUAUAAAACGAA
Drosophila gunungcola (fruit fly) is the source of this 6864-nucleotide messenger RNA. It is a transcript of the gene Su(z)2, whose product is annotated as protein suppressor 2 of zeste. NCBI's taxonomy places the organism in Eukaryota, Metazoa, Arthropoda, Insecta, Diptera, Drosophilidae. Gene Ontology annotation, biological process: negative regulation of transcription by RNA polymerase II. The record is from RefSeq and is a predicted model, not a curated record. Gene Ontology annotation, cellular component: PRC1 complex. The transcript has 6 exons. Gene Ontology annotation, molecular function: promoter-specific chromatin binding; metal ion binding. Bases 328 to 4674 code for a protein of 1448 amino acids.